Mus musculus (house mouse) is the source of this 3560-nucleotide messenger RNA. RefSeq names its product zinc finger and BTB domain containing 8 opposite strand (gene Zbtb8os). Gene Ontology annotation, cellular component: nucleus; cytoplasm. The transcript is spliced from 7 exons. Bases 76 to 579 code for a protein of 167 amino acids. The record is from RefSeq and is marked validated. Gene Ontology annotation, biological process: tRNA processing. NCBI's taxonomy places the organism in Eukaryota, Metazoa, Chordata, Mammalia, Rodentia, Muridae.
GUAGAGCGGAAGUUAUGGCGCGGGGCCGAAGUCUGGCUGAUGAAGGGCGGAAGUAAGAGUACCAACUCCGCAAUCAUGGCUCAAGAGGAGGAAGAUGUUAGAGAUUACAAUUUGACGGAGGAACAGAAGGCGACCAAGGACAAGUAUCCUCCAGUCAAUCGAAAAUAUGAAUAUUUGGAUCAUACGGCUGAUGUCCAGUUACACGCAUGGGGAGACACUCUGGAGGAAGCAUUUGAACAGUGUGCCAUGGCCAUGUUUGGUUACAUGACAGAUACUGGGACUGUGGAGCCCCUCCGCACCGUGGAAGUAGAAACCCAAGGGGACGACCUGCAGUCUCUGCUGUUUCACUUUUUGGACGAGUGGCUUUACAAGUUCAGCGCUGAUGAGUACUUCAUACCCCGGGAAGUGAAAGUACUUAAUAUUGAUCAGAAAAAUUUCAAGUUACGAUCCAUUGGGUGGGGAGAAGAGUUCUCACUGUCCAAGCACCCUCAGGGAACAGAAGUCAAGGCAAUAACGUACUCAGCAAUGCAAGUCUAUAAUGAAGAGAAGCCAGAAGUGUUUGUGAUCAUCGACAUUUAAAAUACCAAAGAGGGAAAAGACUCGUGAAGAGCUGAUUUGUUUUCUUCCGUUUGAGAGGAUGUGAUGACUCAUUUUCUAUAGUAUCUAUGCUAAAUGGAAAUACGGAACUGUACAUUUAAAGUGUGGCUUUCAGAAAUGGAAAACCAGUGUGUAGCAGUGGUCUCUAGAUAAUGAAUUCCUCGGUUUUUGAGGAGCAGUCUUGUACUUGGUCAUUUGAGCAGGAGCAGCAGGUGCCUUACAUUGUUUGUUUGUUUUUUGAGUUAUGCCAUUUUUCUUUCUUUUUUUUCAAUUUUUUAUUUGGUAUUUUCUUCAUUUACAUUUCAAAUGCUAUCCCGAAAGUUCCCUGUGCCCUCCCCACUGCCCUGCUCCCCUACCCACCCACUCCCACUUCUUGGCCCUGGCGUUCCCCUAUACUGAGGCAUAUAAAGUUUGCAAGACCAAGGGGCCUCUCUUCCCAAUGAUGGCCAACUAGGCCAUCUUCUUAUACAUAUGCAGCUAGAGACACGAACUCUGUGGGUACUGGUUAGUUCAUAUUGUUGUUCCACCUAUAGGGUUGCAGAUCCCUUUAGCUCCUUGGGUACUUUCUCUAGCUCCUCCAUUGGGGGCCCUGUGGUCCAUCCAAUAGCUGACUGUGAGCAUCCACUUCUGUGUUUGCCAGGCACUGGCAUAGCCUCACAAGAGACAACUAUAUCAAGGUCCUUUCAGCAAAAUCUUGCUGGCAUAUGCAAUAGUGUCUGUGUUUGGUGGCUGAUUAUGGGAUGGAUCCCUGGGUGGGGCAGCCUCUGAAUGGUCCAUCUUUUCAUCUCAGCUCCAAACUUUGUCUCUGUAACUCCUUCCAUGGGUACUUUGUUCCCUGUUCUAAGGAGGAAUGAGGUAUCCACGCAUUGGUCUUCCUUCUAGUUGCCUUACUUUGUUCUUCCCUGGAAUGCAGGUGCUCCAGCGUGUCUCAGAAGGGACUGCCUGCUGGUGUAAGCAGCCUCCAGGGCCGAAUCCAACUUAAUGUCAUUUGAGCUGGGUAUGAUAGACAUAUUAUAUGCCUGUGAUCUCAACACUCAGGAUCCUGAAUUCAAGGCCAGCUUUGGCUAUAGAAUGAGUUAAGAGCUAGCCUGGGCAAUUGAACAUGUCCCUGUCUCAGAAAAGACAGGUGUAGAGACAAGUGUGGAGCAGAGAACAUGCUCACCAUGUAGGCUGAGGUCAUGGUUUUACAUUGCUAAGGGGCAGAGCCAUCCUCUGUUCCAGUUGGUUCUGAGUAGAACCCUCUAGAAGACUUCUUAGAAGACUCCUGAUUUUCUCUCUUCUUUUUAAGCAGCAAUACUUAAUAUUUUCUUAGGAUGAAUAUUUGACAUUAUAUCUUACAUAUAGACCUUUCUGACAUGUAAUUUUAUUUUGUUUAUCUUUUGUUUUUUUUUUUAAUUUUAUUUAUUAUUAUAGUAAGUACACUGUAGCUAUCUUCAGACACACCAGAAGAGGGAGUCAGAUCUUGUUACAGAUGGUUGUAAGCCACCAUGUGGUUGCUGGGAUUUGAACUCUGGACCUUCGGAAGAGCAGUCGGGUGCUCUUACCCACUGAGCCAUCUCACCAGCCCUCUUUUGGUUUUUUUAAGAUAAAGUUUCUCUGUAUAACAGAGCCCUGACUCUCCUGGACUCAAUUUGUAGACCAGGCUGGCCUUGAGCUCAAAGAUCUACCUGCCUCUGCCUCCUGGGUGCUAGGAUUAAAAACGUGUACCACCACACCCUCCUGAAAUUUCAUUUCUUUACUUUUUUGAGACAAGGUUCCACUGUGUAGACCAGGUUGGCCUUGAACUCAAAGUACCUGCCUCCUCCUUCUAAGUACUGGGAUUAAAGGUCUGCCCCAACAUGCUGCGGUUUUAUUAAUCCAGUCUAUGCAUCCAGUUAGAGAACAACCACCACCACCACCACCACCACCACCACCACCACCCAAAAAACCUGUUUUUAACCUAUUUAGGGUUGAAGAGAUGGCUUAGUGAUUAGCAGCUCUUGCUGAGCAAUCAGGGCGGGGGUUUGUAUCCCAGCACCUAUAUAAGAAGCUGAGUGUCUGCAUACCACUACCUCCAGCUCUGAGACAAGUGGAGAUCUUGUCCUGGCUUACUCUGGUCCACGGGUGUCUUCCUGGCUGCUCUCUCAUGGCAACCUCAUGGUGAAUCCUCCUGGUUCUUCCAGGUCUCUCUACACCUUUCUCUUGUCUCUUCCUCCCCUGCUUCCUCCCUCUGUCCCUCCUUUUCCCACACCCUCUCUUGACUCCCUCUCUCCUUGGUCUCCUCCUCUUUUAGUACCCCCAACUAUGAUCCAAAACCCUGCCCUAUUUAUUCUCUUCUCCUGCCCAGCUCUGUAUUAGCCAAUCAGAGGUGUUGGCAAACAGUUUUUACAUAACAUUAAGAUAACCGUGCCAUCAUCCUGACUGCAAAGAGGGGUCUGGGGCUCAUAGAAGUGAGCAUCUGAAAUACACAGUGCACACCCCCAUCCCUAACGCCAUCUCAGCCCUUAGACGGUCUUCUGUGACACUGAAAUGACAGAAUAGAUAGAUGCUCCAUCGCAUCCUUACUACAGCCCUUCCCCUCACGUUGUGGUUCAUUACAACUUCAUAACUUGUUACUUUGCUACUGUUACGAAUUACAAGCGAAUAUUUUUGGAGAUGGAGAUUCGCCAAAGAGAUCGAGAUCCACAGGUUGAGAACAACUGCUCUAGCAGGUAAACUGGAGGGAGUUUUGUAUAGACAACAAGAAAGCCUUGUUUGUAAAGAGGCGAUUUCAACUGCUGGUGGCACUGUGACAGACUGCUGGUGUUCAGGCAGAAGGAACUCUGUAAAACACCAUUUGGAUUCCAGGCAAGCACCUCUUCAUUCCCACAGGUAUCCAUCAUUUUCCACAGACAGAGCUCCUGUCAGCCAUUUUCCAUUCAUCCCUAGCUACAAAUGAAGUUGUAAUUGUAAGCUCACUGAUUAAACGAGGAACUGAGGAAAAA